Molecule: messenger RNA, 1660 nt
Organism: Paramecium octaurelia
Lineage: Eukaryota; Ciliophora; Oligohymenophorea; Peniculida; Parameciidae
Source: the annotation of a GenBank genome assembly
CGAAAUGCAAGAAAUUUUGUAAAUUGUAUUUGAUUUGGGCGAAAAGAAACAAGUAAAUCUAAGAUUCAUAUCAAGGAAACACUCAAAGUUUACAGGGAUUCUGACCCUGCCCAAUUGGCAUACGAUUUUGUCCAUUUACAUAAUUUAAAAAAUGAGGCUAUUCCGAUGAUCGAGGAAACCAUUUGGCAUCACCUAAAAUAAAUGACGAUUAAUAAACCUCAAUCGCAAGACAACAUCUUUGAUAGAUUGCACAAAGAAGCACAAAUCAAACAACAAAGGAAACAAAUCUAAUUUGCUAAUCAAUAACUCAGCCAAAGGGGCAACAUCCCAUCUCCAGUUCUUAAUUACAACCCGGGAGACGUGCUGUAUCAGAAGGGAAUCCAACACAAAGAAUAAAUGGAGUAUCCCCUCCCUUUUAUUAAUAUCAUUAGACGUUUGUAAGAGCAGAAAAAGUUGGAGCAAUCGUAAGUCGAGUAUCCAUUUAAGCCUUUUAUCAGUGAGAGGAGCCAAUUGAUUGCGAAACGACCGCAUAAACAAUCAAUGCCUGACUACUUAAUGCAGAUGGGCAAGGAUAUGAGCAAACACAAAGAUCAAAUGAGGACGAGUAGAUAUCAAAUAGAAACACAGGAGUGCUCGUUUCGCCCAAACAUCAACCAAAUGUACAUUUAAUCACUAUCAACGAAUGUAGAAGCUAAAAAAUACUCAUGGAGAAAUCAAGAAAUUCGCAAUCCAACAUUUAUGAUAGAUUGUAUAAUGAGGGAAUGCAAUCCAAAGUGAAGCGUUUGAGCAACAUGGAGAAUACGGAAAGCCAAUCUCAGAGUUAGUUAUUCAAUCAAUAGAGCUCAAGAAAACAUAGCAAAACUGAAAUUCCAUUCCUAGAAAGGAUGCAAAUAUCUGUCUUUGAAUAGAGGAAGAAAAAGGAAGCCCUUCAACCCCAACAAGAGUUUGAUCAAAGCACUGGACAAAAAUUGUAUCAUCCUCAAAUAUGUCGACCUCCCCUCUCUGUAAUCACUUAGUGUUUAUUUAAAUCUAGCGUAAUGCUGACCAUUUACCAAUUGGGGAAUAUCUAUAUUAGAUGCGAACAGUGAAGGAAGACAAAUUUCACUUCCUGGUUGAGCAAGAUCGAUAAGAGCAAUAAAACCAAAGAGCAAGAUCUUUGGACAAGUCUAAUCAAAUUUAUGAAAUGAAAAAGAAGAAAUUCCUCUAUGAGAUUUUCAAUUUACUAGAUUCAGAUGGUGAUGGAGUGAUCUCAGCAUAAAGAAUUGAAAUCUCAGCUAUAAAUGCUGAAAUCUUGUAGAUAAUAACGCCCUUAUUAUGCGAGAUGGAACAAAUUAAUGCUUAAUUGAAUCAACAACAAUUCUAUGAGGCAGCCUCCAGAUUGAUCUAAACUCUCCCCAUAGUUGACAGAGAUAAGUUGUUGAAAGGGUUGUCAAACAAAAAGAAGACCAAUCAAGAAGAGUAUUCAUUUUAGGUAUUAUUGGGUGUUUAAUAUUAGCCUUAAUUGAAUUAAAAUUCGAUGAGGAUAGUCAGCACUAGAUAAAAUCAUUCUGCUAGCAAUCACAAGCAUCAAGUGCAACAGAAGGAUGAGAUGGCAGAAUGUACAUUCAAACCUAAAUUAUAUACUCCACUUAAAAUAUAUGAAUUUAUGCUUAAUUAAUGA